AUGGUGGCUCAGGCACUGCCUACAUAUGCUAUGAGUGUUUUUCAGUUAACUAAAAGUUUCUGUGACGAUCUGGAACAGAUGUGUGCAAGGUUCUGGUGGGGUAGUACUUUGGACAAACGGAAGAUUCAUUGGAAGACAUGGAAUGUGUUAUGUAAUCUGAAGGAAGAGGGUGGAUUAGACUUUCGCAGCUUAUCAGAAUUCAAUGCAGCUAUGUUAGCAAAACAAGUUUGGCGGGUACUCAAUAACCCUACUUCACUCAUUGCACGCUUGUAUAAGGCGAAAUAUUUUCCUGAUGGUUCUUUUUGGGAUGCUUUGCCCCAUGCUUCCCUGUCAUUCUCAUGGAGGAGUAUUUUCUCCACCAAAGCACUUUUAGAAGAUAGUUUCUGUUGGCAAGUCGGUGAUGGCUCUAGUAUCUCUGUUUUUUCAAACAAUUGGGUCUCCGCGUUGCCUUCUGGAAAGCCUUCAGUUUCAAGUAUGGCAAUGGAGGAGGUUCAACAUGUCAGUGACCUAAUAUCAGUUACAGGGGUAUGGAAUGAUACAUUGAUUCACAGGUUAUUCCCGGAGGAAGAAGCGGCUCUGAUCACAACAAUACCUUUGAGUAGAAGAAGCGUUGUGGAUAGAUUGACAUGGAAGUUGUCAAAAGAUGGUAAAUUUUCUGUAAGGACUGCUUACUGUUCUGCUUUUUCGCGUGCGUCCAACUACACUCCUUGA
Rosa chinensis is the source of this 711-nucleotide messenger RNA. RefSeq lists its product as uncharacterized. The coding region runs from base 1 to 711 and encodes 236 amino acids. The transcript has a single exon. NCBI's taxonomy places the organism in Eukaryota, Viridiplantae, Streptophyta, Magnoliopsida, Rosales, Rosaceae. The record is from RefSeq and is a predicted model, not a curated record.